AUGGCACAGAAAGUAAAUGAAAUAAAAUCAGUCAGUCAGUCAAUCAGUCAGUCUCUCUCUCUCUCUCUUUCUUUCUCUCUCUCUCUCACUCAUUCACUCACUCACUCAUAUGUGGCAUCAUGGCGAUCUUUUCCGUGGGUAUUUACGAUAGCCCAAGUUCGAACCCCAAUCCUAGGAGCGGAUUUCCUCGCCCACUUUAACUUGUCCGUUAAUAUGUCUUCCCUUUCUUUGGAGGAUAAAACGACCAACAUUACAAGGAAAGGAGUUACAUUUAUUUAUACGAGCACAUGUAUCAGCGCAACUCUACCUGAAGCCAACGGAAUGCAGGAUCUGUUACAAAAAUAUUCUCAAAUUACAACACCAUUCCGGUAUACAGAAACCGUUCGUCACAAUGCUGAGCACCACAUUGAUACUACGAGCCCACCCACGCAUUCAUCUCCACGGCGAUUGAGGCCUGAUAAAUAUAAACUGGCGGUAUAA
Molecule: messenger RNA, 480 nt
Organism: Acanthosepion pharaonis
Lineage: Eukaryota; Metazoa; Mollusca; Cephalopoda; Sepiida; Sepiidae
Source: the annotation of a GenBank genome assembly